Molecule: messenger RNA, 1094 nt
Organism: Bactrocera dorsalis (oriental fruit fly)
Lineage: Eukaryota; Metazoa; Arthropoda; Insecta; Diptera; Tephritidae
Gene: r2d2
Product: protein kinase, interferon-inducible double stranded RNA dependent activator
Exons: 4
Coding region: 248-1006 (252 amino acids)
Source: RefSeq, a predicted model, not a curated record
ACACGUUUUUUUAGAUAUGCUUUAUAUAUUUAUAACAUCGAAUUGAAGUUACUGCAUCAAAUCAAUAUUUGUAAUCGAUUUUAGUCGAUUGUGUAUAUCGUAUUUUGAAUCACCAAUAUUUAUUUAGAUAAAGUCAAUCGUUAAAAUAUAAGUGCUUCAGGAAUAUUGUGCUAAAAACAAAGUACCACCACCUACUUAUGAAUAUCUAGACGAAGACGACGGUAGUUUCUGUUGCAAGAUUGAAUUCAUGGAAACUGAAGCUGUGGGUAUAGGACGUUCUAAGCGUGAUGCAAAACAUAACGCAGCCGCCGUUAUUAUAAAAAAACUGCGCCUUGCAGAUGCAUCACAAUUAGCGGAUGAUGGUGCGGCGAGCAUACCACCUAUUGAUAUGGUUGUGCAAUUGCGGGAUUAUUGUGUGCAACAGAGUAUGCCUUUGCCAACAUUUGAAAUUGUACAGCAGGCUGGUACACCGGAUGCACCCGAAUUCACAGCUCUAUGUACAAUUGCUUCAAUUCGACGUUAUGGCGUAUCGGAAAAGAAAAAGGACGCACGCCAAAAAGCAGCUUAUGAAAUGCUACUUGCAGUUGUUGAUGAUGUGAAUAAGCUUGAGCAAAAUAUGCAAAUAGCUACACUUCAAAAUGCCCAAGAAGACAUUGAAUCGGAGCGUUACAAAAAAUUUAAAACUUAUCGUGAGCUCACCGAAUCCGGUACUGGUGAUAUACGUGGUGUGCUAAUUUGUGAUCGACAUAACUAUUUCAAAAAAUUCUACCCUGAAUUGAAAGAAGCGGCGAAUAAGAUACUCAGAUCUAGUUACGAUUCGGUGCAGGAUCAAGCAUUGGAUGUACUGGAAUCAUUGAAAAUCACACCAAAAAUUUCUCAAAUGCCAUCAAUCAAGGCAGAACCCAUGUUGUUUAUCGAAUUGAAUUGCGAAUAUGAUGUGGUUUUUGCUGGACCGACGUAUAAAGUAUACGAAGAUAUAAUUGCAUAUUUCAAAGUGAUGCUCUAAAAUGCGUAAAUUUUAUCUUAAUGAAUCUGCAAAUACGCUCUUUAAAUUCUAAACACUUAGUACGUAAUUUAUAUUAUUAUUGAAGUAA